This is a messenger RNA of Sciurus carolinensis (gray squirrel), 4500 nucleotides long. It is a transcript of the gene Drc7, whose product is annotated as dynein regulatory complex subunit 7. Bases 126 to 2753 code for a protein of 875 amino acids. Gene Ontology annotation, biological process: flagellated sperm motility. Gene Ontology annotation, cellular component: motile cilium. The record is from RefSeq and is a predicted model, not a curated record. Lineage: Eukaryota; Metazoa; Chordata; Mammalia; Rodentia; Sciuridae. The transcript has 18 exons.
AUGGCUGCUCCCUGCCUGACUGGGAGAGGAGGGACGUGGGGUAGGGGGCUUCUUCUGCCUGGAGCCCUCCAGUCUCGAUCUUUCUGGGGAAGUUUUGGGAGUAUGUCCAGCCAGAGACCACCAGGAUGGAGGUCCUGAGAGAAAAAGUAGAGGAAGAGGAAGCAGCGGAGCGGGAGGAGGCGGCUGAGCGGUCUGAGAAAAUGAGGCCAGCUGAGGUCUGGAAGGAGGAGGCCUCCAUAACGCAGGAGGAGACCCCCAUGACGCAGGAGAUGCUCAGAGACCUGGAGAAGAAGCUGUCGGAGAUGGAGAUCCCCACCCCAGCGGAUCCCCUGACCUUCCCCAAGGACACUAUUGACAUCUCCAUGCUGCCCCCGUCCUACAAAACCAACACGCCCAAGGAGGAGCUCAUGCUGCAGGUGGCAGACAACUUCUCCCGCCAGUACAGCCACCUGUGCCCGGACCGCAUGCCCCUCUUCCUGCACCCACUGAAUGAGUGCGAAGUGCCCAAGUUCGUGAGCACGACCAUCCGGCCCACGCUGAUGCCCUACCCCGACCUCUACAACUGGGACAGCUGUGCCCAGUUCGUCUCCGACUUCCUCACCAUGGUGCCCUUGCCUGACCCCCUCAAGCCGCCCGGCCACCUCUACUCCUCCACCACGGUGCUCAAGUGCCAGAAGGGGAACUGCUUCGACUUCAGCACGCUGCUCUGCUCCAUGCUCAUCGGCUCGGGCUACGACGCCUACUGCGUCAACGGCUACGGCUCCUGGGACCUGUGCCACAUGGACCUGACGCGGGAGGUGUGCCCGCUCACCGUGAAGCCCAAGGAGAAAGUCAAGAAGGAAGAGAAGCCACCACCUAAGAAGUAUGCCAUCAAACCUCCCCGGGACCUGACCAGCAGGUUUGAACAGGAGCAAGAGGCCAAGAGGCAGGAGGAGAUCAGAGCCCAUGAGGAGAAGCUGCGGAGAGAGGCGGAGGAGCGGCUCCUGGAGGCCUCAAAGAUGAAGCCUGACCCCCUGCACGGCCUGCGGGUGCACUCCUGGGUGCUGGUGCUCUCGGGGAAGCGCGAGGUGCCUGAGACCUUCUUCAUCGACGCACUCUCGGGGCGCAGCUACAGCACCCAGGAUGACCACUUCCUGGGCAUCGAGAGCCUCUGGAACCACAAGAACUACUGGGUGAACAUGCAGGACUGCUGGAACUACUGCAAGGAUCUGGUCUUCGACCUGGGGGACCCCGUGAGGUGGGAGUACAUGCUUUUGGGGACCGAUAAGCCUUACCUGUCCUUGACCGAGGAAGAUGACGAUGACCUGAACGACGAAGACGACGUGGAAGCGCUGGGCAAGGAGGAUGAAGAUAAGAGCUUCGACAUGCCGCCCUCGUGGGUACAGCAGAUUGAGAUCACCCCAGAAGAGUUCGAGACCCGCUGCCCCAAGGGGAAGAAGGUGCUGCACUACCAGAGGGCACAGCUGGAGAAGUGGGCCCCGUACCUCAACCCCAAUGGCCUUGUGUGCCGCCUCACCACCUACGAGGACCUGGAGUGCACCAAGGAGCUGGAGAUAAAGGAGUGGUACCAGAACCGUGGGGACAUGCUGGAGCUGAGGCACAUCAACAAGAGUACGGGCCUGAUCAUUGACUACUUCAAGCCCGGCCACCCCCAGGCUCUGCGUGUGCACACAUACAAGUCCAUGGAACCUGAGAUGGACCGUGUCAUGGAAUUUUAUGAAGUGGCCCGCGUGGAUGGCCUGAAAAAGCGUGAGGAGACGCCCAAUACAAUGACAGAAUACUAUCAAGGACGCCCAGACUUCCUCGCCUACCGCCAUAUCAUCUUCGGGCCCAGGGUCAAGAAGCUCCCUGGGAACAGUACAGAUUCAAAUCCCCGGCCCCCGGUGAAAAUCACCGAGCGGUUCUACCGCAACCCUGAGAAGCCUGCGGACGACGACGUGGCGGAGCGCGUGUUCCUGACCACCGAGGAGCGCAUCCAGCUGCGCUACCACUGCCGCAGCGACCACAUCACCGCCAACAAGCGCGAGUUCCUGCGGCGCACCGAGGUGGACAGCAAGGGCAACAAAAUCAUCAUGACGCCGGACAUGUGCAUCAGCUUCGAGGUGGAGCCCAUGGAGCACACCAAGAAGCUUCUCUACCAGUAUGAGACCAUGAUGCAACUAAAGAAUGAGGAGAAGCUGUCCAAACAUCAGGCCUGGGAGUCCGAGCUGGAGGUGCUGGAGAUCCUAAAGCUUCUUCAGGAAGAGGAAGAGGCGCACACGCUGACCAUCUCCAUCUACGACACCAAGCGCAACGAGAAGAGCAAGGAGUAUCGGGAGGCCAUGGAGCGUGUGAUGCACGAGGAGCACCUGCGGCAGAUGGAGACCCAGCUGGACUACCUGGCCCCAUUCCUGGCCCAGCUGCCCCCAGGAGAGAAGCUGACGCGCUGGCAGGCCAUGCGCCUCAAGGAGGAGUGCCUCAGUGAUUUCAAGCAGAGGCUCAUUGACAAGGCCAACCUCAUCCAGGCCCGCUUCGAGAAGGAGACCCAGGAGCUGCAGAAGAAGCAGCAGUGGUACCAGGAGAACCAGGUGGCCUUGUCACCAGAGGAUGAGGACCUGUACCUGAGUUACUGCUCCCAGGCCAUGUUCCGUAUCCGCAUCCUGGAGCAGCGACUCAACCGACACAAGGAGCUGGCCCCACUGAAGUACUUGGCGCUGGAGGAAAAGCUUCACAAGGACCCGCGCCUGGCGGAGUUGCUCAAAGUCUUUGGUUGACGUCCUCAGGGCUGCAGUGCAAGCCGCCAGGGAACGGACCUCCCUACUGCAGUGAGACCCCGUGCCCCACACAGGCUACUGCCCAUCUGCUUGGGGGCCUGGCCUCCCUAUUGCAAUCGCCCCUCCUCAUGGUUUUCCCAUGAAUGAACACACAUUGAGUUUGCCAUUUGUACUUCAGGCUUCAAAAGGUCUUUCCACCCUUUCCUUUGGUGUUAGUGUUUCAUUGCUGUAACAAAAUACCUGAAAAAACAACUUAGAGGAGGAAAAAUUUAUUUUGGCUCAUGGUUUCAGGCCAUAGUCGGCAGACUCCACUCACUCUGGACCCAAGGUGAGGGAGAACAUCAUGGGAAGCAAGUCCGUCCUCUAGCCAGGAAGUGGAGAGGGGACAGGGCCAGGGACAAGAUAUUGUACUCAAGGGCACUCACUCCCUUAAAGGCCCACUCCCUCCAACUAGGUCCCGCCUCCUACGAUCUCUACCUCUUUCUGAUUAUCCAAAGCCAUGAAUCUUUCAGUGGAUUAAUCCACUAGGAGAUCAGAGCCCUCAUGGUCCGAUCACUUCCCAAAAGCCCCACAUCUGAACACUGCUGCGACAGGGAUCAAGCCUUCAACACAUGAGCCUUUGGGGACAUUCCAGAGCCAAACCAUGAAACCUUCACCUAUACCUGAGACUGCCUUCCUCAUCUGCUUCCUGUCCUGUGGAAUACCAAGGGUCGCACAGCCACCUGCACACAGCUGGGUAGAUCUCAACACGGUGAGGGGGCACCGGCUCACAAGGUGGGAGAGUGGCAAGGCCAGGGCCCACGUCCAAGAACCAAGAACUUGGGGCUUCGACAUUAGAGUGCAAAGGAUUGAAUCCAGUUCUUCCCAUCUGCGAAAUGGGGAUGGCACUGUUGCUUCAAGACCUGUAGAGCAGAGGACUAGGAGUGGCACAUGGCAAGCACUCACUCGGCUGGCUUAAAAAGUGGCCCAAACCAAACAACAACAAAAACAAAACAAAACAAGAAAACGCCACAUUAAAGUGUUUUCAACAGGAAAAUGAAAUGCCACCACAUACCCACCAGUAUGGGUGAGUGUGGCUGGGAUGAGAAGCAACUGGAAGCCUCAAGAAAGAAGCCUUUCCUAGUGAAGUGCACAUCAGCAGGACCUCUUUGGGAAACCAUUUGGCUUUAUCUAUUAAAGCUAAACUAUGGCCCAACAAUUCCACUAGUAGGGUCCACUCAACGCGCUGGUUAUAUUCUGGAUCUCAAAUUAGACCUAAAGGCCAUGUGUUAAAGGCUUGUCCCAGGGUGGCACUCUUGGGAGGUGAUGGAAGCUUGAAGAGUGGGGGCCGAGAGGGAGGUCUGCUCUCUACCAGGGGAUGUUCAGUCUGCGAAACUCACCGACCUCGUAACACUUACUGUCUGAGUCCUUUGGGGUAUGUGUCCUGUAAGAAAUGUUUUUAAAUGCUUGGCAUGAAUCUAACCAAGCCUUUAGAACUAACUUCCAGUUCAAAAGAAAUUCAGGGGAAGAUGGACAAUGUAAAUGGCAGUUGAAGGAAACAGACAACAAAUUCAACUGUGGGGCCAUGUACAAGGCAAAUGGCUUCAUUUCUUCAAGAUAUUAAUGUUAUUAAAAAUAAAUAAAAGGUUGGGGGAUGGAAACAGAAUGAACUUAAAAAGAGCCAAUUGUGCUGAAUCUUGAUUGGUUCCUGGUUAAGGAUUUUUUUUUUUUUAAAAUAGGGCUGCAGACAGAGCCCAGGCCCCCUACA